UAAAUCCUUCCUCUAAUUCUUUUUCAAUCCUCUGGUUCACGUUCUUUCCUUCACCGUCUCUUUAAUUUUAUGGAACAUAAACGUAAUUAGUAUCUCGGGUGAUCAAGACUUAACCGCGAUGGACAAGCAUAUUCUUCAACCAAGCCCGGUGUCGAGUGACUUGACUAGAAUACUUCUCUUUGUUGCUCACGAUCAACUGGCGCAGCUUCAUGCCGCUGAGCUCGUUUUUCAUCAGAAAUUUUAUUGCGAAAAAAUUGAACUUGUAUCUUAACGAUCUUCAUGGUCGGCCCAUUCCUGGAAGACACCGUCUUCCACGGUCUUAUUCAUUGAAUUGCAGGUUGCAGCAGGGCCCCUUCCCAGGUAAACGUUUUUCUGCAAUCCUACGUACAAGCGCGUCUCGAUGUGAUGCUUGGCGCCGGCAUCCCUCCUCUUGCAGUGCGGUGCGGUGGCCGUACAGCUCGGAGAAUACUGUUCGAACACUCUUUACUCGUCACCGUCAGUUUCUGGCACGAGCUAAACGCGAGAGCGCGAACAAGUGCAUUUUCCAGAUCGUAACUCCUAACACGUAUGUGACGUUACGCCAAAAAGCGAGAUAGUCAAAGAGAAGGGAAGAGAGAGAGAGAGAGAGAGAGAGAGAGAGAGAGAGAGAGAGAGAGAGAAAGAGAGCGUGUUCGAGCUCACGAUCCUUUAAAGUCGGCCGGAUAUCCGAGUUUCAUUUCCGUAAGCGCGAACUGGAUAUCCGGACAGUGAGGAAAACUAAAACAGCGGAAGCAGGCAGUGAUAUGAAGAAUACGAAAAUCGACGAAUAUGCGGGCGUGAACGUUAAACGAGUUUCCAAUGGUAAAGACGACCAUGUCGACGGUGACGCAAAUGUCGACGCCGUGCAGACCGCAAUCGGCAAUCUCGGCAGAUGGCAAGUCACCGUCUGCCUGGCGAUUUCCCUGGUCAAAUUUCCGGUAGCCUGGCAUCAAUUGGCGAUCGUCUUCAUGGCGCCGCACCAGGAUUAUAAUUGCACGGAGCCUGCCACCACGGACUCCAAAGACCAAUGCACGGUCAACGUUAACGGCACAUUAGUCGAGUGCACGGAGUGGAAAUAUGACCGAAGUGUCUUUUCCGAGACCAUUAUAUCGCAGUGGAAUUUAGUCUGCGAUCGGACGCACUACGCGAACAUACAACAGUCUAUUCUUAUGUUCGGCGUGCUGCUCGGUAACAUAAUCUUCGGCAGUUUAGCGGAUAGGUACGGCAGGAAAGUACCGCUGAUGAUUUCCGUGGUUCUCCAACUGGUAUCGGGGAUUGGAUGCGCCGUAGUGCCUUGGUUUCAAGCAUUGUUGCUGAUGAAACUAUUGAGCGCCAUGGCCACUGGAGGCACAAUGGUCACUAGUUACGUUAUUUGCAUGGAAAUAGUGGGUACGAAAUGGCGAGCCGCCAUCACUGUUCUGUACCAAUUUCCUUUUGCCUUAGGACAUCUGUCGUUGGCGGGAUUGGCGUUCUGGUUUCGACAUUGGCAACAAUUGCAGAUCGCCAUCACCCUUCCGUCCAUUAUUCUUUUAAGUUAUUGGUGGUUAGCACCUGAAUCGCCUAGGUGGUUAUUAGCUAUGGGAAGGCAGAAAGCGGCCUGCAAGAUCUUGCAGAAGGCAGCCAGUAUCAAUAAAAUGGAAAACGUGGACAUUCCCGAAAUGAUAAGGAAACAUUGCUUGCAGCAGAAUUUUAAGAAAUCCAUAUUGGAUCAUAGAGCUUCGUUUGUGGAUCUUUUUCGUACGCCGAACAUGCGAAUAAAAUCUCUGUCGAUUUUCUUCAACUGGACCGUUUGUGGAAUGGGCUUGUUUGGCAUGUCACAGUAUAUCGGCCAGGUCGGCGGCGAUAUUUUCAUUAAUUUCGCAGUAUCCGGUGCUAUACAGAUUCCUGGAAACUUCGUCGCAUGGUGGGCAAUGAACAAAUUAGGUCGACGAGUCACUCUGAUUUGCAGCAACUCUACAGCCGGCGUGGCCUGUCUGUUCUUGAUCAUCGUAUCACACGAUAUCGCCUGGUUAAGAUUGCUGUUGGCAUGCUGCGGUAUCGUCGGUAUAGCGGUAUCGUUCACGACAGUCUACCUUUUCUCCGGAGAACUGUUCCCCACAGUCGUGAGGAACAUCGGAGUCGGCACGAGCAGCAUGUGCGCCAGACUAGGUUCCAUCGUGGCGCCGUUCGUGGUGUCUUUGAGCGGCAUCAAAGCGUGGCUACCGCCGACCGUGUUCGGCGUCUUGCCGUUAAUUGGCGCCGCGCUGUGUCUGUUAUUGCCCGAAACUGCAGGAUGCACACUGCCAGAGACGCUUCAGGACGGAGAGGAGUUCGGAAAGAAGUGUAAGGCGAAAGGGACAUAUGUGGAUGCCGAAGCGGAAGCAGCAUUCUGAGGCGAAGCUGCCACGACGAAGCUUUUUAGCCUUAUUCCCUAGCAGUCACAAACUAUAAACUAUAACUAAGUGACGCAAGUGCUAUCAUUAGCUAACAUAAAGCGAGCGACGUUUGUUGUUUGAUCUCGCACACAAUUAAGCAAUUUUAUUUAUUAUAUCAUUUCCAUAAUAUACGUUAAAAAGACAGGGACUAAUAUCAUCUUUUUACGUUCGCGUUUCUCAUAAUACCAUGAUUCACAAAUGUGACAUUUAGAGAAGUAAUAUUUUUAAAUAAAGAUGAAAAGUCAUGUGCUGGUAUUUUUUGAGAAAUACAAGCACGUUUAGAAAGUAUUAAUAAAAAAAAAAAAAUCGAAAAUAUCUUUAGAAAAGAUAUUUUUUAUACUGCCAAGUAACGAAUAUACUAUUUUGUAAGAUUUUAUUGGAUACGUAUAAAUAGAAUAUCUUUUUGUAAGAAAAGUAUUUUUCUUCUUAAUUGACAAACAUGACACAUUUGACACGAUCCAACAAACCAACUUUUACAUAAACUGUCUUAUUUGCAUUAUAUUUUGCAAAUUGUAUUUUGGAAAUUGUAUUCGGUCUGCCACGUUGCAUAUCUGACUGAGUGGUCAGAUGUUAAAUAUAUUUUUAGAGCUGACGAGAUAUAUUUUUUAGCGAAUAAGGUGGUUCGUUCCUCGCAGUUUUUUGCAAAUAAAUCUUUGCAUAUCUUGUUAUAUCGUAGAUGUACAAUUCUCAGAAACGUUUAUGUUUGUCUGUAACUGCUGGUACAAUCUGGCAUUGCUAAGGCUGCGAGGUGACUCCAUCAUUGAACUGUGUGAGCAAGCCGUUAAUAGAUAAUUUACGAUUGUCACGUUGCGCCAAUCGUGUCUAUGAUUUGCUUAUCCGGGAACUAAAAAUAGUCUUUAGGCAAUAUAGACAAUCGGAGAAUUAUCCACAAUAAAGUAAUUAACAUUACCAACGCGUGCGCAUAAACACACACAUACACACUUAAUAUUGUAAUCUUAUGUAAAGGCUCGCUUCAUAUGAGCUUGUACCGCGAUUGAAGAAAUGAGUGACUCAUGAUUGCUGACAAUGAAGGGGAUUAGAUAACAGCUGAUUGAUGUUGUGAUAAAUACAGUAUAACGUGCAUCUUCGCGAUUUUUUUCUCAAUUCUGACAUGGAAACCCAUAAUACGAGUUUUUAAUGUGUCAAAAUUUGGACUAAAGUAAAGAGGACGUGUGUAAGAAAUAUAUAUAUAUCAAUAUAAUUGUAAUCAGUAAAAAGAGCGAUAUCUGUCGGAUUAAGCGGAUGAUAUAGGGUAGAACAGGCGGCGCUGGAGAAAGAAAGAAGGUGAUCGUCGAAAGAGUGUGAGUGUAGCAGAAUUUUGUCAAGAUGACACGUAGGCAGAAAAUAAGUCCCGCGCGUUAUUAAGUAACGGUGUUAAUUGGAAGAAGAGGUUGAGUUUGUCGUUCGUAGAGUUCGAUUAAGACCGAUAUACGUAUAUUUCGGUUCAGGGACAGUGAGUAGCAAUUUAGCGGUUGAGUGGGGUGUGCACUGUACACGUGGCUACACUCUUGUGUAGUUAAGAACAAUAAACUGUUAUUUUUGUUGUGA
Messenger RNA from Odontomachus brunneus, 3980 nucleotides. Its product is annotated as organic cation transporter protein-like. The record is from RefSeq and is a predicted model, not a curated record. Lineage: Eukaryota; Metazoa; Arthropoda; Insecta; Hymenoptera; Formicidae. Gene Ontology annotation, biological process: transmembrane transport. The coding region runs from base 783 to 2390 and encodes 535 amino acids. Gene Ontology annotation, molecular function: transmembrane transporter activity. The transcript is spliced from 10 exons. Gene Ontology annotation, cellular component: membrane.